AUGUAAGGAUAUUGCAGCCUCAACUGGAGUGUGUAAAUAAUAUUGUGCUUAAAAUUUAAACUCAAAUUCAUGCUAGUGUGGAACAGACUAAGUAGAAUGCCUAAGCUCUCUACAUACUGUGUGGACAUCAAUGCUACAUCAGGACAAUGUAAAUAGGCAUGUUCAGGAUCAACAGUGUCUGAUUGUAUAUGUGGAACCUCAAGUAAAUCCUAUUGUGAUUCAACUAAAUAAUGCUAGAGUAAUUCAUGUGUAUCUGUUGCGAAUUGUUCUUCAAUUAACUAAAAUAACUGUUCAUGUGGUAGUUCAUCAAAACAAAAUUGUGGUUCAACUACUUAUUGCAAAGAUCCAACUGCAGCCAGUGGAGUUUGUGUUAAUAAAUGUUAAGGAUCAACUGUAAAUAAUUGUAUUUGUGGAUCUUCAACAGUAUCAUAUUGCAGUUCAACAUAAAGAUGUGAAGAUAAUAUGGCUAGUUCAGGUAAUUGUUUGGAUAUAUGUACUACUAAUUUUUAAAGUAAUUGUUCAUGUGGUUAAAGUCAAUUUAGUAAUUGUAAUAAUUCUAAAUAUUGUGUGAAUGCUUCUGCUUCUAAUGGGUAAUGUUAUGAUAAUUGUACAGAUAGUGUUAGAUCAUCUUGCAUUUGUGGAAUUGCAACAAAAUAAGUUUGUUCUAACUAACAAAAAUGCCAAGAUCCAACUUCUAAUGAUGGCAAUUGUAUUACUAUACCAAAUUGCAUUAAUAAUUUUGAUAACUCUUGUUUAUGUGGUAUAACUUAGGUUUCUUAGUGUUCUUAAUCUACUUAUUGCACUAAUGUAUCUGAUUCAACAGGAGUUUGCAUAUAAAAUUGUAAUCAAAAUUUAAAGUCUAAUUGUAUUUGUGGUUCAGUUAAUAAACUUAUCUGUUCUAAAACUUAAGUAUGUUAGAAUCCUAAUGAUAUGAAUGGAUAUUGUAUAGAAAAAUGCGUUACGAAUUUAUAAACAAAUUGCUAAUGUGGUAACUCUGUUACUCCUUUUUGUGGUUCAAAUGAACAUUGCCAUGAUGUUUAAUAACUUACAGGUAACUGUGUUAAAUAAUGUAAUUUAUUUGAAAACAAUUGUGUUUGUGGAACAUCAUAUUAUUCACAAUGUUCAUCUACCACAUAUUGUUCAUCAAAAUCAGAAGGAAUUUGUUUAGAUUACUGUUCUUACUAAUCUUCCAAUUGUAUUUGUGGAAACAAAGUCAAAUAGGUAUGUUCAAAUGAAGAAAAAUGCGUUGAUCCAAAUUCAGAUAAUGGAAUUUGUAAUUAAGGAACUUGUACAUUACAAUUUUAAUCAAAUUGUACUUGUGGUUUAAGUAAUCAAGCUUAUUGCAAUAAGAAUUAAUAUUGUUUAGAUUAGACAGCACUCAUUGGAGUAUGUUAUGAAAAAUGUAAGUAAAAUUAAAAUAACUGUUUAUGUGGAAUAGAUUCUAUAGAUAUAUGCCAUGCUUCAACAUAUUGUAUAUUGCAAUCUAAAGGUGUUUGUAUGUCAGAAUGCUCUUCAACUAAUUAUCAAAAUUGUUUGAUAUUAUCUGAAAACCAAAGCUUGUCUUGA
Paramecium tetraurelia is the source of this 1566-nucleotide messenger RNA. RefSeq lists its product as uncharacterized. The record is from RefSeq and is a predicted model, not a curated record. Lineage: Eukaryota; Ciliophora; Oligohymenophorea; Peniculida; Parameciidae. The transcript has a single exon.